CAGACCGUACGGUAUCCAGUUUCUCAAACAGGUAUCAUUCUGCACCGAUCCUCAGACCGUACCGUACGCAACAACUAAAGUGCAGAUCAAAGUAGGGCAAUGGAGAAAAAUCCCGGCAAAGUUCGCAUGGCUAUAUUAAUGUUCCUGUUGUUCCUUCCGUCUGAAGCAGCACCUGACCUACCUGUGGUAACAGUGCACCAUGGACAGGAUGCCAUUCUGCCAUGCCAGGCUGAUGAUCCCUCUAUCAUCAUUGUAGAGUGGAGCAGAGAUGAGCACAUCCUCUUUUACAGCGAUAAAGAAACAGAUACAAUCAUCCACAAUCCAUCCUAUAAGGGCAGGGUGGACCUGUCUGGCAAUGAGCUGAGUGGUGGAGACGCGUCUUUAAUUCUGAAGAAUGUGAGCAGCAUCGACACUGGAACAUACAAGUGUCGAGUUGUGUCAGGUGGUUUCAGACGUAAAAAGAGAGCCAUCAUCGACUCUGAGCCAAUCGGAACCAUCCAUCUACAGGUUACAGAGCAAGGUUCCGAUGAUAGAAACUCCUCUCCUGUAGGUCGAUACCGUGGACUGGCAGCAGGUGCUCUGCUUCUUGUAGCUGCUGCAGUGGUUGGUGUCCUGAUAUAUAAAAGACAUAAGGACAAGAGCUGAUUUUUUUCCUAUACCUAAACGACUCGUUUUGGUGCCUAAACUUUACGGUCAUUGCCGAAUGAUGCUUUAAGUCGUUUAAAAUACAUUAUACAUUAGGUAUAUUAUAUAUGAUCUAUUGGUGAAGUACUGUAGAUGAUAACUUUGAGGGGGAGAUACGUUUUGUCCCCACAGGGAUGAAAAUAAUUCAGCAGAGGCAGAGAUAUGUAGAACAGAAAAGGGGAAAUAUCUUAUAAAUAUCUUACAACCAGGUGUAAAGAGGUCUUCAACCUGUCAUCUGUGUGUUGAUCAUAUUAAUUGCACAUUUUAUAUGGUGUUUAUUUUGGAUCUUUGUUUUCUGCUCAGCCAUUUAAAGGUUCAGGGUGGCUGCUUAGAAUUAUAUAUUUCCAAUUAAUAAUUACAUUAACAUUGUAAAUAUUGUUGUUAUUGUAAUUAUAAAAUCAUCUAAUGCAGCUCAGAAUAUCUCAGGGGAACAUAGAGGACAAAUCUGUCACAAAAUCAGACAUAAAACUGUAUUUAUUAUCUACAAAGUAGAAUUACAUGAUGUUUGCCAAAGGAAAUGUUAUGAAAUGUGAACUAUACCAAAGUGAUGAUCUUUGAAAUCAGUUGAUAAUUAUUUAAUAUGAAUCAAUGGAUGAAAUAAUAAUGA
Messenger RNA from Perca fluviatilis (European perch), 1291 nucleotides. RefSeq names its product coxsackievirus and adenovirus receptor homolog. The record is from RefSeq and is a predicted model, not a curated record. Gene Ontology annotation, cellular component: external side of plasma membrane. Lineage: Eukaryota; Metazoa; Chordata; Actinopteri; Perciformes; Percidae. The transcript has 3 exons. Gene Ontology annotation, biological process: cellular response to lipopolysaccharide; cell surface receptor signaling pathway; negative regulation of T cell proliferation. The coding region runs from base 100 to 645 and encodes 181 amino acids.